Messenger RNA from Geodia barretti, 3391 nucleotides. Lineage: Eukaryota; Metazoa; Porifera; Demospongiae; Tetractinellida; Geodiidae. The record is from the annotation of a GenBank genome assembly.
ACACCCUGUUUUUUGCUGCAGCUAUAGGGUGUGUCAGCUCAGCUACAGAGAAUCUACUGAACUGCUGCAGUCUCCUUCUCGAGAAUGUCGUCGGCGGACGGGGAGAGUGUGUUCGGGCGCGGGAAGACGUUCCGCGGGAAAGGCGUGGACGACUCGUGGAAGAAGAUUCAAGAGAGGACCUUCACCAACUGGGCCAACGACCGUCUCCGAGGAAACCUGAAAGUCGCCAAGAGACAAUUGAAGACGCUGGAGGAGGAUCUGAAGGACGGGCAGCUGCUCAUCGAGCUGGUGAACAGACUGGCAGCCACCGAAGAUGCCCAGAGCACCCAAGGCGGCAAGGCCGAGGGCCCCAGAGGUCCAAAGUCCAUCGAGAAGUGGGACAAAAAUCCUCGCGGAAAGCUCCAGUGCCUCGAGAAUAUAGGAAUGGCUCUCCACUUCUGCGAGUUGCAUAACAUCAAGCUAGUCAACAUUGGACGGGGGGACAUCUAUGAUGGGAACAUGAAGCUGAUUCUCGGACUACUGUGGACACUGAUCGGAAAGUACCAGAUCAAGAUCAGCGGGAAAGGCAUAACAACCAAGAAGGCCAUGAUUGGCUGGAUCAACACCGUCAUACCCGAGUACGAAGUCUCCAAUUUCAACACCGAUUGGAACGACGGGCGAGCUGUGUGCGGAAUGGUGGACCGCAUCCGACCUGGGCUCUGCCCCAACCACUUUGCCCUGGAGCGGAGCCACGGUCUGGAGAACUGCAGACUCGGAAUGGACCUCUCGGAACAGCACCUGGACAUCCCCAAAGUCCUCACCCCCGAGGACCUCAACAACCCAGAAGUGGACGACCUGAGCAUCAUGACGUACCUCUCCUACUUCUGCCAGCCGUACAACGCGGUGCUCCUGCAGUGGAUCCGCCAGAAGAUCCCUCACAGGGGAAUCAAGAACCUCUCCAGCGACUGGAACAACGGGAUCAACCUUGGAGCACUCACCGAGUCCUGCUUCCCAGGGAUCUGCUCCGAUUGGGAGGCAAUGGACCCGUCCAACGCCAUCAAGAACAACGAGAGGAUGAUCGCACUCAUCAAAGAGCGGCUCGGAAUCAACUGCCCGGUCAGCGCCGCUGAGCUUGCCGAUCCGAAGAAUGACGAAAUCGUCGUGGCAACCUACCUCCACCACUUCCGAAACGCAAAGCUCCACAACUCCCCAGAGCAGUUUUCCCUCCUCAUGCCCCCCCGACAGGCGGCUGCACCAUUGUACAGGAGACCUUCACCUUCGAAGUGCAAGUGACACAGGUCACAGGGGAAGACCUGACAAAAGAAAUCUCGGUCCAGGCUCACGGUCCAAAAUCAGCCUCAGCUGUUUCCCUUCAGCAGAAACCAGAGUCGGGAAAUUUGCUGGCUUCUUUCGUCCCCAUGGAGGCCGGCAGCUAUGACAUCAUCGCGUCGUACAGUGGAGAGAACAUCCAGGGCAGCCCGUUCCAGUUGCAAGUUGCUGACCCAGCAAAGUGCGAGUUCCUGGGGGGACCUCCAGGAACUCUGCAGGUGGGGGUGGUGGAGGAAGUGGUGGUGAAGACGCGAGGAGCCGGCGAUGGGAAACUGGGCUGCAGCGUGGACGAACCAGAGAAUACGGAGUCGGAUGUGGUGGGCAGCUCGCUCGAGGAGAACAGCGAAGACACGUAUACCAUCAGAUUGGAGCCGAAGUGUCUGGGGAAGGUGCAGCUGUUUGUGACAUGGGCUGGGAGAGACAUCCCCGAGAGUCCGGUCACCAUCAACGUCAGCAACGCCGCUCAGUGCAGCAUCAGUGGACUGGGUGUUGAGGAGGAGUAUGUGGUCGGAGAGCCUGUGAACUUCACCGUCGACACGGCAGGCGCGGGUGAGGGAAACCUUCUGGUGAAGCCUCGCGGAGCCAGCGCGCUGUACACACCCAACAUAACCAGCUCCGGUACAGAGCACAGUGUGUCAUUCACUCCCUGGGAGGUGGGGCAGCACAAGGUGGAGGUGCUUUGGGAGGGAACCCACGUCCCAGGCAGCCCUGUUGCUCUGGAAAUUAGGGCAGCACCUGACGCAAACGCCUGCAGCGCCACAGGCAGCGGGCUGAAGAGAGGGUACGCCGGGCAGCCAAACACCUUCAAGAUUCUCUCACCAGAGAAAGGGCUGCUGCUGCAGAAGAAGAAGGGGUUGGAGGUGACGGUCAGCUCCGCGGACGAAACAGUUCCUGUGGAGAUCACAGAUAAUGAAGACACGAGCUACACUGUCACCUACACUCCGCCAAGCGAAGGGCCACAUGUAGCCUCCGUCAAAUUCUACGAGAAACCGAUCAUGGGAAGCCCGUUCCAAAUCAGUGUUGUCCCCGCAGCCGAUGCCUCCAAAUGCAAGGCGCAUGGUCCGGCAUUGCACCCCAACUCCCUCCACAUCGCUGGAACUCCACUGGACCUGUUUGUCGACACAAAGGAGGCAGGGACCGGAGAACUGCAGGUGGUGGUGAAGGGACCCAACGACAUCAAACCCAAGAUCUACCAGGCCGAAGAGAGCGGCAUCCACUCCCUGAAGUUUGACGUUCCAGAUGCAGGGAAAUACUACAUCUACGUUUGGUGGUCACAGAUGCUCAUUCCGGGUGCUCCGUUCAAGAUCAAGGUCCACCCAGGUCCAGUGGCAGCCAACGUCAAGGCAUACGGCCCGGGGCUUGAGCCGACAGUCAAGGCCGGGGACAAGGGGGAGUUCACCGUGGAAACGAAGAAUGCUGGCAUCGGGACGCUGACCGUCAGGGUUCACGGGGUGAAGGGGAAGUUCAAAAUCGAGGCAAACCCGAUUGACGAGUCGAAUCCACGCACCCUGCUGGGGCACUACGACCCACAGGAGGGGGGCGAUUACAUCAUUGCAAUUCGCUGGUCUGGCGUCCACAUUCCAAACAGCCCGUUCAACGUCCACAUUCUUGCCAAAGAGAAGGAGAAGAAGAAAAAGACGAAAGAUUCGGUAGAGGAGGUAGAUGGGGAGGAGCCUGUUGCCAAGGGGAAACCGAGGAAGAUGACGAGGGAGGAAAUGAUGGCGUACCAACAACAGCAAAUGCUGAUGGCAGGUGGGCGGAGCAUGGCCUACAUGGCAGCUGGAGGAGCCGUCGCUAUGAACAAGAAAUACCGCCAGAAUCCUUCAAUGGCUCCGGCGACCUUUGCCCCCGAAGGACAGCAGCCUAGCAGCAAGACUUCCGACAAUAAGAAAGCCGAGAAAAAGAAGGCAAGGAAGAUCUAAUUAACAAUCCUAAAACAUAUAAACCUUAGUUUUCUGUAGUUGCAACAUUUAUGUACAUACUGUUUUUAUCCUGCACUUCUUUUUGUAUAUAUAUACCCACUUUUUAUAGAUUUUUUUUAUUACACUCGUUUAUGUGUAUAAUGCCCAAGAUGAAAAAAGCU